Messenger RNA from Phyllopteryx taeniolatus (common seadragon), 9947 nucleotides. Its product is annotated as CREB3 regulatory factor-like. Gene Ontology annotation, cellular component: nucleus. The record is from RefSeq and is a predicted model, not a curated record. Gene Ontology annotation, molecular function: RNA polymerase II transcription regulatory region sequence-specific DNA binding; DNA-binding transcription factor activity, RNA polymerase II-specific. The transcript is spliced from 12 exons. NCBI's taxonomy places the organism in Eukaryota, Metazoa, Chordata, Actinopteri, Syngnathiformes, Syngnathidae. Gene Ontology annotation, biological process: regulation of transcription by RNA polymerase II; response to unfolded protein. Bases 1691 to 3154 code for a protein of 487 amino acids.
UGUAUGCACGGUCUAAGGAAGUUCAAAAUUGUUUUGCAGUAAAAACAAAAACAACUACGAACAUAUUGAUUUGCAAAUCAAACGUAUAUGCACGAUUUAAGCAUAAAUCUGUGCGUAAACACAGUAGAGUGAAUGAGGUCCAUUGAGUUUUGUGACCAUAUAAGCACCGAACCUAGUAAAAUAAAUACCUUUUUUUUUUUUCUCAAAAAUUAAAUGUUUAUCUUUUUCUUUCCUUUCGUAUUCAGCAGUAGAACAUGGGAGUAUGUAGGACGCAACAGAGUCCAAGAAGCAAUAGUUUCCCUAGCCAUGUGAAAACUGGAAAAUCCCAGAAAUAUGAGGGAAAAAAUAGCUGUAUAUAAUUUUGGGGAAUAAAUACAUUUAAAAAAAGUUGAAAUUUGACAUUUCUGUCCCAACCAAUUUAGUUAAUAGACGCUAUAACACAUAAAUUCUGCUCCCUCGCGGGAAUUCAGCAUUACAACAACAAAGCCAUCCGUCGCUUAGAUAUGACGUAGCGGCCUACUUGUAUGUGAUGAUUCUACAAUAUUUGUUUUCCUAUUUUGAAGGACACCCAGUGGGGAAAAAGAUGGAUUCUUCAGAAGAGGCAGUUGUUUUACAUUUACUAUUAUUGCUGCAUUUUGUGCAUGCAUUUCUCAGACGUUGCUGAGUUGAGUUUAUUUGACAUGAGGCACCUUGUUGGGCAGCUAAGGGGUCCACGGCUUUUUGGGUACUGGCCUUUAAGGCACAAUAAUGAAUAUAGCUCUGUCGCCUAAGUUUUAUUUUUUUUAAACUACCGGUACUAAAAAAAAAAAUGGUACCGUGCUACUUUUGACGUUAAAAUACCUCGGUAUGGUACUGGUAUUGGUACUUACUGCAACACUAACUGCAGGUUUAAUAUACCAUGUAAAUAAAAAACAUAAUUACAAAAAUAUGAAAUAAAAAAUAUUGUUUUUAGAAUAUUUAUACACAACAUAAGAGGAGGGUUCAUCAGUUAACCAAAUUUAGGAAAAUAGAGCUAAAUGAACGCAAAAAAAUAACAGGACUUUUGAUGAUGUAAAUGCCUGGUGGGCUGGAUUUAAAAAAAAAAAAAAAAAACAACAACAACACAACAGGCCAAAUGUGGCCCUCAGGCCAUACCUUGCCCAACCAUGCUUUGGAUCGUUUGUUGCCGUCUUGAGUGUUUUUGUCGGAAGCUGGCCGCCGCCGUGUGCCAAAUUUGACUUUUCCACAAGGCGUGCCAACAAGGCGCUAUCACGGCUGCCCUGCCCAUCCUCAUUUCCUCAUUCUUCAACUCAGUCCACCGAGAGUGAGCGUUGUGGCAUUGUUCUCCCAACGGUCAAGCAGGAGCCGCUUUUUCACGGAUUGCUGACAGGUAGCAAGCGGUAGGGCUACUGGUCGCGGGGCGCUGGACCCUAUCCCAGCUGACUUCAGGCAAAAGGUGGACUACACCCUGAACUGGUCGCCAGUCAGUCGCAGGGCACACAGAGACACGGACAACCAUUUGCGCUCACAUUCACACCGUCACUGAGUGGGAACUGAACCCAUGCUGCCCGCACCAAAGUCAGUGAGCUACAAGGCUGCGUCAUGUGAAGAAGCCUCCACCUUUUGACCUUCUCUACUGUGAUUCUGAGUCUAAGUGACCAGAAGUGAUUUUGUGAUUACGACCUGACCCCGCCCCUCAAAGGCCUCGGGCAUGCCUCAGCCGGGUAUGAAUGGCAUGGAGCCUGCUUUUGGCGAGGCCUAUGGGGGCCACCGGGCUUUGCUCAGCCCCUACCCAAUGGCCAUGUCACCGCAAGGGGGCAGGACAGAGUACGACCAGAGCAUUCUUCUCAUGCUGGGCUCCCCGGCGUCCCCCCGCAAACGCCCCUUUGAGCUGCUCAGUGACCUGGUGGACGAUGGCGGCCUGGGCGAGGAUCUGCAUGCUGAACGCUGGGAUGUGUCGGCCCUGGACGAGAUGGCCCGCUACACCAAGCUGGGCCUGGGCGUGGCCUCCGAGGACGCCGUGCUCAUGGGUCGCUGGGGACGGAGCCGCGAGGAGGACAAUCCGGCCAAAGACGAGUUGGUAGCCACCGCGGGUGGAGGACUAGAUGGCGGCGUGAGGAAGGAGAACACUGUGGAGGUGUACCAGUCACACGUGGGGGACAACAGCCACCAAUCACCAGUCAGACACAACAAGGUGACACAGGAGAAGGACCAUCAGAAGAAGGCGCUGGCGGUGGGUUCGCUCCUGGAGCACCGCAGUGAGGAGCACAACUACUCCCUCGGCCAGGGAGGAGAGCCGGUCGUCACUCACAGCGUUGUGGAGGAGGUGCAACAUCAGCGGGAGGAGGCACAGCAGGAGCGGGAGGACAGAGAGGAGAAGCCAGAUACGGAGGAUGAGGACGAGGAAGAAGAGGACGAGGAUGAGGAGGAAGACGAAGGCGAGGAAGAGACUGCGGCCGAUCUCUCGAGCUCGUCGGAAACGGAAUGCGAGGCGGAGGCGGAGCCUGCGAGGCCGCUAGGCGAGCGCCCGUCCAAGCGCCGUUGCUUCUGGGAGUACCGACGCUCGCGGGAGUCUGCGGCUAAGAAGAAGGUGUGCGGAGGAGGAGGAGGUGAUUGGUCGCUGUCGUGGAGCUCCAGCACGCUGCCCAGCACGCUGUACCGACGACAAGGCAAGAAAGGGCGCCGCAAGGCCCGCAAGACGGACGCCAGUGACCUGACUCCCAACCCGCAGAAACUGCACAACAUCGGGGAGCAGCUGCAGAAGCUCAACGCCGCCAUCGACAGCAUGGGGCCCGUCAACGACCUCCCGGCCCUCGCCAGGGCGCGAUCACGCAAGGAGAAAAACAAGCUGGCGUCCAGGGCAUGCCGUCUGAAGAAGAAAGCACAGCAUGAGGCCAACAAGAUUAAACUGUGGGGGCUCAACCAGGAGUAUGAAAACCUGCUGGGGGCGCUUCUGCGUAUCAAGGAGCUCAUCCGGCAGAGGGUGGAGAGCAGCGAAGAAGAGGACGCGGGCGAACGAGGAAUGACGUGCCGUCUGGAGGACAUCCUUGCUCAGUCCAACGGUCCUCUGGUCGCUGGGCGGACCAAAGACUUUGUGCAGAGGAUCUUGGCAGCCAGCGGGGGUCCUAGCCAGCACAAGGAGUCUCCCCAGGAAAACCACCAGGUGGCGCUCUAAACCUGACCCGGGGAUGUCCCCGUGUGAGUGUAUGCUGCUUUUGUAAAAUACUGUACCCCCCUUUUUCCCGCUGUGUGCUGUACUCGUACCCCAUUGUGCCUAUAAAUAGACAAUGCACUGUUUUUGUAGAUGCCUGUAGUGGUCCGCGGGGGGGCGCUAGUGAGCCGAGGGGGGGCUCCGAGAGCAGGGUUUCUCAAACUUAGGGUCUGGAAGUCGGGUCUCGGAUACGGGAGAAGCAGUGUGGUUUUCCUCCUGGCCGCGGGGCAGUGGACCAGCUCUGCACGCUCGGCAGGGUCCUCGAGGGUGCACGGGAGUUCGCCCAACCAGUCUACAUGUGUUUUGUGGACUUGGAGAAGGCGUUCGACCGUGUCCCUCGGGGGGUCUUGAAGGGGGGUGCCUCGUGAGUAUGCGGUACCGAACCCCCUGAUACGGGGCUGUUCGGUCCCUGUACGACCGGAGUCAGAGUUCGGUCCGCAUAUCCGGCAGCAAGUCGGACUCGUUCCCGGCGAGGGUUGGAUUCCGCCAAGGGCUGCCCUUUGUCACCGAUUCUGUUCUUAACUUUUAUUUGACCUCCUCUUGUGUUACAACAAAAACAAAACACAAUUCUUAUAAGAUUGACUCUUCUUCUCUUUACCAAAACCAAAACUUUUUGCGAUAGACUUUUUGUUGUAUCCACUAAUUACAUCCAAAAUUGCAACUUAUUUAUUUUGUGGACCUGAGGUUGAGAAGCACUGGCUUAGAGGAUGCGCGGGGGGGGUGUCUUUUUUUUUGGUUUGAUGUCGGAGCAGCUGUACGCCCCACUCCCUUCCCCCUUGAGCUUCCUCUUCUUCCUCCUCAUCAUCACGCCGCCAUGUUUAGAAAGCUGCACCUUAAUUCAUCCAAACCGACCAAAGAGAGAAAAAACACCAAAACCUCACACACGCUGCCAAUGUUUUAUUUGUUUUGAUUUUGACUGAAACACCAGCAUGCACCCCCCCACUUUUAACCCCCCCUCCCCAGUCCAAGAAAUGCAUUUCAGCCCCCCCCACGUGUGCCCCCCCCACACCUGAUUAUGUAGCGCACCUUUGUAACCACAGUUAAACACUCUUCGAGAGCAAAUAAUGCAUUUUUGUUACUAUUUUUAUUUGUAUUUUGCUAUAUGCAGACCCUUUCCAAAAAUGUGAAUAUCAUGGAAACGUUUAUUUCCAGAAUUCCAUUCAAAAAGUGAAACUUUCGUAGGCCCACAAUUUCAAGUGUUUGUUUUGACACAAUUUGGGCUUCCAGCUCCUAAAACCCACGAAAUCAGGAAUUGCAUAAAUUCGAAUACUGUGAAGGAAUCACCAUUUACUUCUCAGUUUUUGUAGGAAGAACAGAGAAAUUAGCAUCACAUGAAAUCAAUCGCUUUGAAAACGCUAUGUUAAUCUUCAAUACUUGGUUGGGAAUCCCUCCGCUUUAAUCACUGCGUCGAUGCGCCGCGGCAUCAAGGCAAUCGGCCUGCGCCGUUGCUUGGGCGUUAUGGAAGCCCACAUGUCCUUGAUGCUUGCUGUCAGUUCUUCUUUUUUUGGGUCUGGUGCCCCUCAUUUUCUUCUUGAUAAUAGCCCGUAGAUUCUCGAUGGCGUUUAGAUCCGGCGCGUUGGCUGGCCAUUCAAGCACUGUGAUGGCAUGGGCAUCACACCUGGUUUCGGUGCUUCCGGCGGUUAUGUCCUGCUGGAUGAUGAAAUCUGCAUCUCCAUACAGAUCCUCAGCAGAAGGAAUCAUGGAGUCCUCUAAAACAUUCUGGUAGACUCUUGCGGGUGACCUUGGAUUUAAGAAAGCAGAGUUUACCAACACCUGCACUGGACAUUGCACCCCAAAUCGUGACUGACUGGAUAUUUCACACCGGACCUCAAGCAGCUUGGGUUCUCUUCUUCACCCGUCUUCCUCCAAACCCUCGGACCUUGAUUCCCGAAUGAAAGGCACACUUUACUUUCAUGGGAAAAGAGGACUGGCCAACAAUCCAGUCCUUCUUCUCCUUGGCCCAGUUGAGACGCUUCCUACGUUGGCUCCGGCUCCGAAGCGGCUUGACCCGAGGAACCCGACAGUUGUAGCCCAUCUCCCGGAUGAGUCCUAAAGUGGUGGUUUUUGAAGCUGUGACUCCCGCCUCAUUCCACUCUUUCUGGAUCUCUGCUAGCUUCUUGAAUCUUCUCUGUUUGAUAACACUGGAGAACAAUUUGAAGAAAUAAUCAUCUGUAGUUAGAUUUUUAUGCUGAUUCAAAAAUUGCAGUCAGUUUUUUUUCUCCACAGCUUACCCUCCAGAUAAGCAAAAUUCCACUGAUUAGCUGUAGUGAGACUUGCUAGCUGAUUACGAUUGGACUCAUCUACAGCUACGUGGCAACUCGUUUGUGCAGUCACAAUUGAGACUGCGGCGAGAGGUGUGUGCGGCUCCCAAUGGCUCAGUACGAAACAGAAAGCUAGCAUAGUAGGAAUUAAGAGGAUUUGGGCUGGCUUUUCUCUUAACCUUGUAACCAUGGGCAUACAGUUGUAAGUUCUAAGUAUUUUAGUUUUGUAACUAUUCCAUCUUAGUGUUUUAUUUACAUAUUUGUUCUACUCUGUUAAAAAACUUGACCCGAUGGAGAAAAACUGAGCUCAGUUUUGGAUUCCGCACCCUAAAAUUCAAAUUGUGUUCCGCAGUGAUAGUCCGCUGAAGCCCACGGUCAUCUCUUUUGCUUGUGCAUCUUCCCCUGCUAGACUUUCAAUUGGACACAGCACUCUGUGAACAGCUAGCCUCCUUAGCUAUGAACUCUCGUGGCUUAGCCAUCCUACGGAGGCUAUCAAUGAUGGUCUUCUGGCCAUGACACACCUGGCCUUGAGCUCAGUAGAUGAUUACUGUGUGACACUCCGUUGAAAACAAAAUUUGGGCUGAUUCCUUCACAGUAUUCUAAUAUUUUGAAUUCCUGAUUUCGUGGGUUUUAUGAGCUGGAAGCCCAAAUUAUGUCAAUAUAAACGAAUAAAUACUUGCAAUGGUUUAACUUGUGGGCCCUGAAUCUAUAAUCUAUAAAAGUUACAUUUUUUUGAAUGGGAUUAUGGAAAUAAAUCAACUUUUCCAUUAUAUUAAAAAUGUUUGGAAAGGGUCUGUAUAUACGGUGUGUGUGUGUGUGUGUGUGUGUGUAUAUAUAUAUACACACAUCCACACUACUUCUAAAAAGUUUUUGAUGUUGGCCUCGGAUGCGUGAACAUUUGCAAGGACGUCCGCGUCUGUUUCACUCUCUGUGCUUUUUGUUGCACAACUCGCUGUUCUCUAACAAGGAGCUAAAGGGCAAAAGGUCACAACAGGCGUUUGAUCCAUGAACCUUCCCAGGGCCGUCCACUUGUAUGCCUUUCUGUGACUCCUCCAGUCACUCCCUGUGUGAAGUCUCGUCCUGUUGCUCAGUUGUUGGGCGUUGUCUUGGUCUCGUGAUAUCAGAAUGUGAGCAGUAUGAUGAUGAGGUCUGCAGGACGUUUACUGCAAGUCACAGAAAGGAAUACAAGCGAACGUCCUUGGAAAUGUUUCCAUUUGUGAAGUUUGCUAUCCUCCUCUCAUUGUCGAACAGAAAGUUGUGAAACAUUCAACGGUUGGACAUGUUCAAAAUUAAGUUGACCCGUCAAGGAUCUCGUGCAUUUUAGGUUCAUCUUGAAAGUUCAGUUGUCAGAAACUUUUUGUGAGUAGUAUAUUGUUGAGUUAGUUUUUGGCCAUGUCUGCCUUUCUUCUGUGAAGCUGUAGACCGACUGUGUCCAAGGUCUCUAAAUGUUGUGGGACAUUUAAAAAAAGAAAAGAAAAAAAAAAAAGUUAAGGACCCUUUUGAAUUGCACUGUGGUAUAAAAACUACGCACCUUGCUAGAGGACGCCAAGUCCUCCUUAGGGAAAAGAAAAAGACUCUUGGCACCUUUUUUCAGAUGGGCAGUCUGAAAGACGCCAAGCGGGAAGCGCUGACUGGUUUUUGGCUGAGGAGCCUCGCUGUGGUUGUUUGCGCCUCCACAAAGUGCCUAGCGUAGCCUCGUAGCGUAGCCACCUAGCAUCACCUCGCUCCCUUUUGCUGCUCGCACCUUUGUCGACAUUUUCAUGAUACAGCGCUACCUUGACUCAUAAGUUGAAAUGCUUCUGUGACCAAAAUCGGAAAUCAAUUUACUCCAAUAUCACAUCAGUUUUUCACCAGUGAAUUCCCAUGAAUCCGUUCCAGUUGUGUGGCAUAUUUUUUUUACUGAAACAAUUACUGUUUUAAAAAAUUCAUAAAUUGGUUUUAAAAUGUGUAAUUACUGUACGUACUGUCGUAUUCGUGCGUCGGACGUGUUGCCUUCAGGGGCGCGGCCUCGUGAGUGACGUCAGGAGAUGGCGCUUGCUAGGUUAGUUUUGUUACUGUCUGCUUUAUGCUCCUUACGACUGUUCUCAUUUUGUAUUUGACUGUUUAUCUCAUUUGUCUGAAAGUAUAUCGGCGAUUGUGGCUGGCCUUGCCCACAUGCCAGGGGGCAUUACAGUAUCUUAAUUACUUCACUCACUCAAGAGGCGGCACAUCUGAAGGUGGCGCUUAACUAACAUUUUGGCUCGCAACACAAAACAAAAAACUCAACAUUUGGGUCACUUAGCCACUGUCGCCGAUGCACUUUCAGCCAAACACACAAAUACAAAAUGAGAAGACGCGUAAGGAGCUGCUGUAGGCCACGUCACACCAACCCACCAGGCCCCGCCUCUCAAAGGCACAUGUAAUUCACAGAAACGACAAUGUUUAUUUUCUAUGCUACUAUCUAUAUUUUAGGCUUGCAAUUUUUAUGGUGUGUUAAAAUUAGGGAUGUUCAAUACCACUUUUCUUCUUGACUGAUAUCAGUACAAGUAAUCACUUUUGAGUACUCGCCGAAACUGUACCGAUACCACUAGUACUUUUGAUACAUAGAAUUUCAUUUAACAAAGAGCUUUCUUUCUUUCUUUCUUUCUUUCUUUCUUUCUGUCAAACUGCCACGGUGUAGUGCCAACUACUGGCAAGGAGGACCUACUAAAUUUCAGAUUCUUUGUUUUGCCUUGGAAGUAUCAGUGGCUGAUAUCUGCAGCCUUCGUGAGUACCUGAUAUACCUUCAAAUAAGGCCGGUAAUAAUGUUUAUUUUACAACCAAAAAGCUGUAAAACCCUAAAUAUUUCUUUGUGUCAGUCAGAAGAUGACAUCCAAGACUCAAUGAAAUGAAUUUUCCACGUUUUUUGUUUGUUUGUUUUGUUGUAUUUUACACGCAUUUAUGUGGGUUCUCUUUGACUAAAAACCAGUCACCCGUUUGCGCAGAGCUUGAAAAGUCAUCAUUAGCCAAUAAUUGCAAACAUUCCACCACGUUCAUGUCAAAUAAUGUACAGUAAAAGCCUAUCGUCUCUCAGUAAUCACACUACUACAGUACUACUACAGUAAUAUUUGGACCUGUUAACACAUUUAACUCCUUUUGUCAGUCAGUAAACCUUUAAGAUAGAAAACAAAACAAAAAAACAUACAAAAGUGCCGUAAAAAUAGAAGCCUGAUAUUUUUGCUUUGUUCUGGUUUUUGCGUGUGUCUCUUGUAAACCUGUAUAAUGUAAAAUUUAAUAUUUAUAUGCAGCUGUUGUAUUAAAAAUAUAUUUUUAAAAUAAAAACAAGUGUAGUUUUGUGUGUGACUCGUCAACACCGCCUGCUGACCAAACACUUGCUGGACAGAAGCACGAAACAUUCAGAGAAUCUGUUCUAUAUUUAGUAACCAUUUUGCUGAUAAAACAAUUUUUCUACUCGGUCUCGGGAUAGCUGAAAAGAAAAGUUUUGGGGGGAAAAAAUCCCGAGAGAGGAACAAUUCCUAAGUGCAGUUGUUUAAGCCGUUCCACACUCACAGUCACAUUUGAACUCACUAAAUACAACUAAAGAAGUGAAUUCCCGCGGAAUUAGAUAUUUUUUUGUAUACAUUUGUAUGUUACUCUAAUAUAAUACAAUUUUAAAAAGGAUAUACAACCAUUCAAGUGAUGCGCAAGUGUGAAUAAAAAUGUGAAAAAUAUUGGUUUUAGUUCUAUUUUAAUUUAAAAAAAAAAAAAUAUGAAAUAAGCAUAUCUAAAUUAUAAAACUGCAUAGUUCGUUGCAUUGUGUUUAAAAAAUAUUUUACACUAAAAUACAUGUAAAUGGCAAAAAAGAAAUGUGAAAUAGGGGCAUAUAAUAAAACUAAUGAUACAUUGGUAUUUGUACAAGUUCAUUUGUUUUACUGCGAUUGGCUGGCAACCAAUUGAGGGUUGGCCCCGCCUCUCGCCCAGAGUCAGUUGGGAUAGGCUCCAGCAUGCCUGCGACCCGAGUGUGGAUAAGUGGUACGGAAGAUGAAUGAAUGAAGAUUUGUUUUUAUAAAAAAAACAAAAAACAUGGGCAUAUAAUGUAACUAUAAAAUAUGCCCAUACAAUCUAAAUGAUGAUUUGUAUAAUUUCAUUUUUAAAUACUUUUGACAUAUUUUUAAAUGGAAAAAUGCAGUUUACAUAUUGUAACGGUGAGCCUAAUCGCAUAAUUACCCAAGUCAUUUUGAACUUACUGUCACAAUAUCAAUAAGUAUCAAUAUGCUUGCUGAAAAAAUAUUCUUCUGCAAAGGUUCAAUCAAGGCACUGGACUUGUCUUGUUCAUUGAAUUUACACGUGCCCUGCGAUUGGCCGGCGACCAGUUCAGGGUGUGUACCCCACCUCUCGCCCGAAGAUUGCUGGGAUAGGCUCGAGCACGCCCGCGGCCUUAGUGAGGAUAAGCGGUACAGAAAAUGGAUGGAUUCCAAAUGACUCGGGAUCAUCCAUUUCAUUUGAAAGAGACACAGUAGUUAUCAAAAUAUUGUGUU